CUGAUUAGGCCAUGCAAAAAUAGCCAAUUGCCAGAUAAAGCCAAUAAGUAGCUGGAACAAUUUUAGAUAUUUCUAUAAAUACAGGGCGCUCUAGAAUCACCCUCUUAGUGAUUCAUAGACCCCGCCCUUUUAUCACAAUUCCGCGAAGCUAACUGCUUAUUCAAAGCGCUCCGAGCUGGAUAUUUUGUUAAGGCCACGUUGAAGAUAUAUGGCCGAAAGCUAUUUGAAACUUGAACCCACACUUACGUUCUCUGGCGUCGACAUGGCAGUUUGCGGAUUUGUCGAGGAAACCGGCAGACCUUGCACCUUAAACCACCACCACGACGAACCUUUCACCCUGGCUAAGUCGGGACCAACUAAACCGAUCGCAUCCACGGAUUAUCCCAUGGUGAUUCCUAGAGAUCCAAAUGAUGCACAAUGGCUAACCCAGCAUCCCUUAACCAUCCUGAUAGCCCCUUUCCACCGAUUUCAGAUGGCACUCUGCAAGUGUGCAAGAGGUUUCCCUGUGUGCCGCUAAAUGUUGUCUGUGUGAAAAUCGCUGUAUGAGUAUCGUUCAGCGUUUCGCGCGAUGCUUAAAACUGGUGACCCACGUUGGGUCUGAGUUAGUCGUUAACGCGCGGCCAACACGAUCACAUCGCAGACCCAAACACAACCACACCGGACCCAAACUAUACACCAUAUAGCAUAUGCAUAGGCAUAGUAUAGUGUGCAUAGUGUAUAGUGUACAUAUUAUUUAGUCUGGU
Molecule: messenger RNA, 743 nt
Organism: Drosophila sechellia
Lineage: Eukaryota; Metazoa; Arthropoda; Insecta; Diptera; Drosophilidae
Exons: 3
Coding region: 209-517 (102 amino acids)
Source: RefSeq, a predicted model, not a curated record